GGGACUGGAGAAGGCCGCGCUACCGCCGCUCCUCCCACCCCCCGCCUCGGCCCCGAAGGGGGCUGCACGGGCGACUUGGCGGCGAUGGCUCGAGCUCGGGCGGCGACGGCGGUGGCCGGAGGCGGCGGCUCCUCCUCCUCCUCCUGGGCCUGGGCCCGGCGGUGAUCCGAGCUGGCGGCCGCGGCCCCCCGAUGAGACUGUUGGCGGGCUGGCUGUGCCUGAGCCUGGCGUCCGUGUGGCUGGCGCGGAGGAUGUGGACGCUGCGGAGCCCGCUCUCCCGCUCCCUGUACGUGAACAUGACGAGCGGCCCCGGCGGGCCGGCGGCGUCCGCGGGCGGCGGGAAGGACACGCACCAGUGGUAUGUGUGCAACAGAGAGAAGUUAUGUGAAUCACUUCAGUCUGUCUUUGUUCAGAGUUAUCUUGAUCAAGGAACACAGAUCUUCUUAAACAACAGCAUUGAGAAAUCUGGCUGGCUAUUUAUCCAACUCUAUCAUUCUUUUGUAUCAUCUGUUUUUAGCCUGUUUAUGUCUAGAACAUCUAUCAACGGGUUGCUAGGAAGAGGCUCGAUGUUUGUGUUUUCACCAGAUCAGUUUCAGAGACUGCUUAAAAUCAAUCCGGACUGGAAAACUCAUAGACUUCUUGACUUAGGUGCUGGAGAUGGAGAAGUCACAAAAAUCAUGAGCCCUCAUUUUGAAGAAAUUUAUGCCACUGAGCUUUCUGAAACAAUGAUCUGGCAACUUCAGAAGAAGAAAUACAGAGUGCUUGGUAUAAAUGAAUGGCAGAAUACAGGGUUCCAGUAUGAUGUCAUCAGCUGCUUAAAUCUGCUGGAUCGGUGUGAUCAGCCCCUGACAUUGUUAAAAGAUAUCAGAAGUGUCUUGGAGCCCACCCAAGGCAGGGUCAUCCUUGCCUUGGUUUUGCCCUUUCACCCCUAUGUGGAAAACGUAGGUGGCAAGUGGGAGAAACCAUCAGAAAUUUUGGAAAUCAAGGGACAGAACUGGGAAGAACAAGUGAAUAGCCUGCCUGAAGUGUUCAGGAAAGCUGGCUUUGUCAUCGAAGCUUUCACUAGACUGCCAUACCUGUGUGAAGGCGACAUGUACAAUGACUACUAUGUUCUAGACGACGCUGUCUUUGUUCUCAGACCAGUGUAGACAUGUGGAGGCCUAAGCCUUCAGCGUUCACCCUGGAGUCUGCCCUCCAGAAGAGGGGAUGUGUGCAGUGAUGUGAGGGAGGGCCUCUGGGGGCUGCCAUUCUCAGUAUCGUGUAGGAAUUUUACAAGCCAAAAUACUAAUUCUUUCUUUGUAGUGUGGAAAGGAGUGUUUUUAAAAACAAAACCCCAACUCUUUUGUGUAUUUUUAAUCAACUCUUUACUCAGAGUCACGCUCCAAUGCAGGUCACUCUCCAGUUAUGAUGGAAGAUAUUUUUUAUACUUAAUUGCUGUAGGGACUCAUUCCCAGACAAAGCAAUAGUCAUGAUGUCAUGGAACUGAUAAAUGGAUUGUUUUUAAUAAAUGAAGACUGGCAAUAAAGCUGUCCAUUGAAUUCCAAAUAUUGGUUAUAAGGUAGAACCACUGAUAACUCUUUCAUGUUUAGAAAUUCCUUCUGUUACUAUACAAAAAAUGUUUUUAAUCAUGCUAAUAAACGUUUUUGGAGAUGA
Molecule: messenger RNA, 1653 nt
Organism: Mesocricetus auratus (golden hamster)
Lineage: Eukaryota; Metazoa; Chordata; Mammalia; Rodentia; Cricetidae
Gene: Mettl9
Product: methyltransferase like 9
Exons: 5
Coding region: 192-1148 (318 amino acids)
Molecular function (GO): protein-L-histidine N-pros-methyltransferase activity
Source: RefSeq, a predicted model, not a curated record